This is a messenger RNA of Truncatella angustata, 1632 nucleotides long. Its product is annotated as amidohydrolase family protein. The coding region runs from base 1 to 1632 and encodes 543 amino acids. Gene Ontology annotation, molecular function: hydrolase activity, acting on carbon-nitrogen (but not peptide) bonds. NCBI's taxonomy places the organism in Eukaryota, Fungi, Ascomycota, Sordariomycetes, Amphisphaeriales, Sporocadaceae. The record is from RefSeq and is a predicted model, not a curated record. The transcript has a single exon.
AUGGCAUCGCAAACGGCAACGAUUUUUUACAAUGGAAAGUUCUUCCGGAGUACCGGUGUAAACGGCCAAGACCACCAUUUCGCGGAGUGCAUCGUUGCGGAUGCGGCAGGAAAUAUCACGCAUGUCGGCCAACUUGGCGAUGCGCAAGUCGCACGAGCUGGCGAAGAUGGCGCAACACGACAAGACAUGCAAGGCCGUAUAGUGCUGCCCGGAUUUUUCGAUGGGCAUAUCCACCUGCUGAGCCUCGGCCAGUCACUCAAGAGCGUGCCGCUCAGCCAUUGCACGAAUUUAGACGAUAUCAGAGCUGCCAUCAAGGAAUAUGCUCAAGCAAACCCGCAGGUGCCCAGGAUUGUGUGCAAGGGCUGGAUGAUCUCCAUGACACCUGGCAAGGUCACGUCAAGCAUGCUUGAUGAUUUGGACCCGAGACCGAUCUUUAUCGACGAGAAGAGCUUACAUGCAACGUGGUGCAACACAGCUGCACUGGAGGAACUCAAGAUAGCGGACUUGCCCGACCCAGUGGGAGGCACGAUUGAGAGGGAUGCAGACGGUAAAGCGACUGGUUUGUUACUGGAGUCCUGUGUCAUGCUUAUCAUCUGGCCUCACAUUGCAAAAGUCGCGUCCAUGGAUGACAAGCUUGGAGCGAUAAGAGGAGCCGUAGAUCUCUUCAACGCAGAAGGUUACACUGGAGCAGUCGACAUGGCCCUCGACGAGAAUUCAUUGAGGGCAAUACAAACGUUGCGACAGAGGGAAGAGGUACCUUUUCGACUAGGCGCAUAUUGGCUCAUCGCACCAAAGAACGACCCAGCAGAGACAUUAGCGCAGGUGGACAGAGCAAUCGAGCUGCACAGAGAAUUGAAUAGCGAGACAAGCCCAGACUUCUUCAUCGCAGGCAUCAAGAUUAUUUGCGACGGCAUCAUAGAUGCGUGUACGGCAGCAUUGACGGAGCCCUACAGUUCUAAUGGCGUCGAUUGUGAGGCACUCUGGACACCGGAAGAGCUCGCCCCCAUCGUCAAAAGGGCAGAUGAAGCUGGACUGCAAUGCGCUCUCCAUGCGAUUGGCGAUUACACAGCUCGUAUGGCCAUAGAUGCACUGGAGCAGAAUGGAAGCCGGGACCGAAGACAUCGCAUUGAACACCUCGAGCUCACAGCGCCGGAAGAUGCCGCACGUCUAGGAAAGCUGGGCAUCACUGCAUCAAUCCAACCCGUGCACUCCGACCCAGCCAUCCUCCGAGCAUGGCCAACACUGCUAGGGGAGGACCGAUGCGGACGCGCAUUCGCCUACAAGGACUUUGCCGAUGGUGGAGCUGUGCUGGCCCUCGGCACGGACGCACCAACUGCUCCACACGGCCCUUUUCAGAACAUUUACACGGCGACAACACGGCGGUCGGCCCGGGAGCCUGAUUUGCAGACGGCAGUGAAUCCUCAAUUCGCCCUUGAGCUGUCCGCUUCAGUCGCUGGCGCUACUUCUGGCUCGGCUUACAGCUGUUUUGCGGAUGAUCGGGCAGGCAAGCUGGAUGUUGGUCUCUCCGCAGAUUUUGCUGUUGUGGAUAUGGAAUGGAACGCCGAGAGCUUGCUGCGGGCAAAGGUCAAGCAAACGUGGUUCAAAGGAAAGAAGGUGUUUGAAGCAGAAUAG